Molecule: messenger RNA, 3003 nt
Organism: Trichomycterus rosablanca
Lineage: Eukaryota; Metazoa; Chordata; Actinopteri; Siluriformes; Trichomycteridae
Product: delta-type opioid receptor
Exons: 1
Coding region: 440-1468 (342 amino acids)
Biological process (GO): neuropeptide signaling pathway
Cellular component (GO): plasma membrane
Molecular function (GO): G protein-coupled peptide receptor activity
Source: RefSeq, a predicted model, not a curated record
GUUGUUUGCUGUGUUCUCAGGGUCGCGUCGGUGUUUUUAUUGCGCGGUCGGUCCUUACGAGAUCAAACCCGAACAGCCUGAGGUGCUUUACUGAGACAGAAUUCAAUUCUACACUGAACUUCAUGAGAAAUUCUACAAUAAAACUGUGGGAAGAAUUCUAUGAGAAAUGAGGACUUUUACGAGGCGCUGCAGAAGGAGUGAAGGAGUCGACACGAACGUUUACAACGAGGUGGAACUGAAAAUUCUACAAGUCAUUUCAUUUUAUUAUUGAUUAAUCAGAACUCAAUUCUAUAGGGACGGAAUUCUACACAGAAUUUAAGACACUUUGUGAGAUUUAUGAGAUUUAAAUGUGAUUUAAAAUCCGGACUGUUCAUUAAAGAACGGACGCUGCUGGAUUACUGGACUUUUGGAUCUCAGUUAAGGUGUGUGGAACAUCAUCAUGGACGUUAGCAACAUCUCCGGACCUGGCGAGAACAUCAGCGAGGUUCCCGGACCGUCGGACGUGGAGCGAGUCCUGGUUCCCAUCCUCGACACCCUGAUCCUGGUGACCGGGCUGCUCGGACACGCCCUGGUCAUCCUCGUCCUCUCUCGGACCAUAAAAGGGGGGCGCCUGGGACCGGCGGGGAGCGGCGCGGGUACGGUUCGAGCGGCCGGCUCUAACGUAGCGGACGUUCUCCUCCUGGGUUUGAGCGUGGCGGAUCUGCUCCUGCUGUCCUGCGUCCCGUACAACACGGUGGCCAUCGCCACGCGCCACUGGCCCUUCGGGGACUUAAUGUGCAAAGCUGUUAGCUUCCUGGGAGCGCUGAGCAGCUCGGCUAGCGCCUUCACGCUGGCCGCCCUGGCGUGCAGCCGCUACGUCGUGGUGGUUCACCCAACCAAAGCGUACAGCUGGCGCAGGAACCGGCGCGUGGGGUUGGCCACCGCCGCGCCCUGGGUGCCCGCCUUACUGUUGGCGGUACCGCAGUUCGCCUCGAGGACGCUGAUGCCCGGGACGGAAAUACGCUCGGCCCGGAAGGAUCUGGUCUGUUUCAACUUCCUGUCUGAGGAAGACCAGCUGGCGUACGUCGUCUGCCACUUCGUCCUGGCCUUCGUUCUCCCGUUAGCCCUCAUCGUAGCGGCGUACGGGCGGAUCUACCACUUCCUGCGUAGGACCAGACAGAACCGGACUGAGCGGACCGAGCGCCUGGAGCGCUACCAGGCUCAGGUCACCCACACCUCCGUCCUGCUGGUGCUGGCCUUCGUGCUCUGCUGGAUGCCCUCCUACGGUCUGAUGAUGGUCCAGCUCGGGUACCGCUCUACCGUGACCGGGCCGCUACCCAGAUUCGGCGCGUUCGCUACGUUCGCGCGAGUCAUGGCCACUUUCUCCACCGUAGCGAACCCCGUCCUGUACGUCUUCAUGUCCCAAAAGUUCAGGACGGAACUUCAGGACCUGAUGAGGAAGUGGAUACGCUGUUCUGCAGGACACUAGCCUACGUCUAGCCACGCCCGCUGCAAACAGGUGUAUCAAACUAAUUAAAAAAAGACCUCGACCCCAAUAGACAGCUUCAUGGGCACAAAUCCCCACAGACAUACUCCAAAGUUCUGUGUAAAGCAGCUCGAUCACUGCCCAUGCUUUUGAAAUGAGUCGUCAGACAAGCUCAUGCUCAGGUGUCCACAUACUUUUGAUCUUUUACACAAUAAUCUACACUAUAUGGUCAAAAGUAUUGGGACACCUCUUCUAAUUAUUGAAACAGGUGCUAAAAUGUGUAAUAAACUUGGCAGCAACAGUUUAGGGAAGGACCUCUCCUUUCUAACAUAACAUAAAGAAAAGCUCCAGUGUCCUGCACACUCGACAGCUCUGGGAUGAACCGGAACACCGACUGAGACAUCAGCGCCCAGCCGUACAAAUGCUGUGGGCACAAAUCCCCACAGACACACCUCAAAGUCUUGUAAGAAGCACCUCAGAAGAGCGGCUGCUGUUCUACCUAAGAAUUUAGACACGCCUCCUUCUCGGGAGUGUGAAAUGCCGUCCCAAUAUUCUUGUUUUUUUGUCUGUAACACUCCACUGAGCUUCGGUUUGCACAAUAAAGAACGAUGAUGUAAAACAGAGAUGCUGGGCGGUGCUUAAAAUAACUAAACAACCAAAAGUAUGUGGACGCCGCUCCUAAUGACUGAGCUCAGGUGUUUGAGCCACGCCCACUGCUAACAGGUGUAAUGAAUUAAUGAAGCGAGGUCCAUUAAUGAUGUGGUUUAACGAGACUCCAGUGGUCUGCACAGAAAUCUGACCUAAAUUCCCACAGACACAGUCCAGAAUCCUGAGGACAGCCUUCCCUGAGGAGUGGAGACUGUUAUAUUUGCAAGGUAUGGGGAUCUCAACUUUAUGUUUAAAUUUAUGUAACAAGCAUUUGUGAGGUCAGGCACGGACGCUGGAUGGGACGGCCUCACCGUCAGUGUUCCAAUUCAUCCCAAAUGUGUUCAGUAGGGUUGAUGUCAGUCAUGCCGGAACAAGGAUGUGUAUGUCAGUGAUGUUGAAGGUUAUUAUUUAUUACUAUCACAUGCAGAACUAGCAGCGUCUACAUACUUUUGAUCAUUAAACAUGUAUAAGAUCAAAGGAAACUGCAGUUUUGGGGGUUUUUUUCACUGGAACCUCUUGAUCAAAACUCUUUUUGCUGAUUUCUGACACCUGCACUAUAUAGAAACACUCGAGUUAAACAGUAUGAAGGCCCCAGAGAAGUGUGAGAUAAACUGUGGUCACAUGAUCACUGGAGCUGUAAACGUGUUCCAGAUGUUUCCGGAUCAUCGGUCCUGGACCUGAGGGGUGUGAGGAGUAGUAAAACGUUUAGGUGAACUCACUCUCCACCACGGUCCUGCGCUCCGAGCCGUCGUCGCUCAUCUGCUGGAUGUUUCCGAAGUGAAUGUCGCUGAAGAAGAUUCUGUUGGGCCCCGCCCCUCCCCCGCCACGGUAAUCGAAGGUCAGAGCGAUGACGUUCUUCAUGUGCUCGGCGUCCUCGAACGGUUUGACGG